This is a messenger RNA of Parascedosporium putredinis, 1662 nucleotides long. Lineage: Eukaryota; Fungi; Ascomycota; Sordariomycetes; Microascales; Microascaceae. The record is from the annotation of a GenBank genome assembly.
AUGAAGCGGAAGUUGGACGAAAACAACGAGCCGGCUCCCAAGGAGUCGCAGCCCGCCGGCACGGAGAACGGGGCGAAGAAACCGUCGUUUACCGACUUUGGCCUCGACCCUCGACUUGUGCAGGCGAUUGCCCAAGAACAGUACAGAGAACCUACUUUGGUGCAAGCCAAGGCGAUACCUUUAGGUCUAGAGGGCAAGGAUGUUUUGGCCAAGGCAAAGACGGGAUCCGGAAAGACGGCGGCGUAUCUUCUUCCAGUUCUGCAAGCCAUUCUUAAAAGGAAACAGACGAACUCUGCCGCUUUUACCUCGGCCUUGAUUCUUGUACCGACCCGAGAGCUCGCAGACCAGGUGCACAAAGUCAUCGAAUCCCUCGCCGCCUUUUGCGCCAAGGACAUACAAGCCGUUAAGUUGACGGACAAGAUUUCCGAAGCCGCCCAGCGAUCGCUCCUCUUGAACUCGCCCGAUAUCGUCGUCUCAACACCUGCGAGGACGUGGUCCAACAUCAGCUCGUCCGCCCUCUCUCUUGACAAACUCACACACCUUGUCCUGGACGAGGCCGAUCUCGUCCUGUCGUACGGCUACGAAGAUGACUUGCGAAACGUAUCCAAGAAACUACCCAAGGGAAUCCAGACCAUCCUGAUGAGCGCGACGCUCACGACCGAGGUCACCACGCUCAAGGACAUGUUCGCUCACAGCCCCGUCGUCCUGAACCUGGAGGAGAAGGAUGCGGAAGGCGAGGGGAUCGAGCAGUAUGUCGUCAAGUGCGCCGAAGAUGAAAAGUUCCUGCUCAUCUAUGUCAUCUUCAAACUCAAGCUCAUCAAGGGCAAGAGCAUAAUAUUCGUAUCCGACGUGGACCGCUGCUACCGUCUCAAGCUUUACUUUGAACAGUUUGGUAUCCGCAGCUGCAUUCUCAAUUCAGAACUCCCCGUCAACUCGAGGAUACACGUUGUGGAGGAAUUCAACAAGAAUGUCUACGAUAUCAUCAUUGCGUGUGACGAGAAUGAGGUGAUUGGUGACGAGGAAUCUCCCAAGGACGGCGCCGAAGCUGCGACCGCCGCGGAAGGCGCCAAGGCCGAAUCGAAAACGGAGGAAGCCCCGAAAAAGAAAAGAGGAAGACCGUGGCAUGGCGCUCUCUUUCGUGAUCCCCGCGAGCAAUACCGGAAACACGUACCCACCUCGAUUGAGUCGACAGAAAAGGACGAAAAGGUGCUGGCGAGGAUAGAGAAGCAGCAGGCGAAACUGGACAAGGAAGUCAAGCCGUACAACUUUGACAUGGAGCAGGUGGAGGCCUUCCGUUACCGCAUGAAUGAUGCGCUACGGUCGGUCACGAGGGUGUCUAUCCGCGAGGCGCGUACGAGGGAACUGCGAGAGGAGCUCCUGAAGAGCGAGAAGCUGAAGCGCCACUUUGAAGAGAACCCCAACGAACUCCACCACCUGAGGCACGAUGGAGAACUCAGGGCUGCGCGAACACAGGCUCACCUCAAGCACGUGCCCGACUAUCUACUACCCGCGGAGGGUGCCAAGGGCCUAACGGCGCAAGAGAUUGGGUUCGUUCCGUUUACGAAAUACGACAAGAAGAAGAGGACCAAGAAGUUCAAGGUGGGGAAGAAGCGGUCAGACCCGCUGCGGUCCUUCAAGGCGAGGUCAAAGGCGAAGAAAUGA